This is a messenger RNA of Silurus meridionalis, 4476 nucleotides long. RefSeq names its product REST corepressor 3 (gene rcor3). Bases 139 to 1776 code for a protein of 545 amino acids. NCBI's taxonomy places the organism in Eukaryota, Metazoa, Chordata, Actinopteri, Siluriformes, Siluridae. Gene Ontology annotation, molecular function: transcription corepressor activity. Gene Ontology annotation, cellular component: histone deacetylase complex; transcription regulator complex. The transcript is spliced from 12 exons. Gene Ontology annotation, biological process: negative regulation of DNA-templated transcription; regulation of transcription by RNA polymerase II. The record is from RefSeq and is a predicted model, not a curated record.
GCUGAGGCUCAGGCUGUGCAGGGGGGGACUUAUUGCAAGGGACAGGCAAAAACAGAGGACAGAAAUCGUGCAGUGAAUGCAAAUAUAUACAUAUUUAUUUUAAUGCAGGGAAUAAAAACCACUUUGUUAUAAAUUAUAAUGCCCGGAAUGAUGGAAAAGGGGUCGGAAUACUUAGGGAAAGGCCGGUCUAACGGGACGAAAAGCCCCUCAAACGCCUCGAAUGGCCAUUUUUCGGAUGAGAGUGGCAGCGACGACGACCACGAUGUCGGAAUGCGUGUGGGGUCCGAUUACCAAGCCUGUAUUCCUGAGUAUGAACCCGGUGCUACAAAAUACACUGAUAAAGACACUGGAGGCAUGUUGGUGUGGUCUCCACAUCACACUAUCGUGGACACUAAAUUGGAUGAAUACAUCGCCAUCGCCAAGGAAAAACAUGGCUAUAAUGUGGAGCAGGCUCUUGGCAUGCUCUUCUGGCACAAACACAACAUUGAGAAGUCCCUGGCAGACCUACCCAACUUCACUCCUUUCCCAGAUGACUGGACGGUGGAGGACAAAGUGCUGUUUGAGCAAGCCUUCAGCUUCCAUGGCAAGAGCUUUCACAGGAUCCAACAGAUGUUGCCAGAUAAAUCCAUAUCAAGUCUUGUGAAGUACUACUAUUCAUGGAAGAAGACCAGAUCCAGGACAAGCUUGAUGGACAGACAAGCAAGAAAGCUGGCAAAUAGAAGUAAUCAAGAUGAAAGUGAUGAAGAGAUGGAGGAAGCUAAUCCCAUCGAGGCAAACGACAGCGAUUAUGACCCCACUAAAGAGACGAAGAAAGAGAUCCCAGUGGAACCCCAAAUUAUAAGCUCUAAGAUCAGCAUGGGCCGGCGAGACCAUCAGACCCUGCAGCAUCGUCACCACUCGCAGCGUUCCAAGUGCCGUCCACCGAAAGGCAUGUACCUCAUGCAGGAGGACGUGGUGGCUGUGUCUUGCAGCUCCACCGCUGCUAACACCGUCCUCAGACAGCUCGACAUGGAGCUCGUCUCCCUUAAAAGACAGGUGCAAAAUGCCAAGCAGUUGAACAGCGCUUUGAAACAGAGAAUUGAAUCUGGCAUUGAUGAGUACCGACUGCCGGAGGUAAAUCAGAAUUAUUCCAACCAAAAAGUCAACGCACGCUGGACAACAGACGAACAGCUGCUCGCCGUUCAAGGAGUCCGCAAGUACGGCAAAGACUUCCAGGCCAUCGCAGACGUUAUCGGCAACAAAACAGUCGGGCAAGUCAAGAAUUUCUUCGUGAACUAUCGGCGCCGCUUUAACCUGGAGGAGGUGCUGCAGGAGUGGGAAGCCGAGCAGGGAACUCGUGCCCCGAACGGAGACAGCACCGCUGCUGGGGAGGACGGAAAAACCAGCUCUACCCCACCUUCAGGAAAGAGUACAGAUGAAGAGGAAGAGGAGGGUCAGGUGGCACCUGCUUCUGGACCGUCUCCCAUUGCUGUAGCGUCAUUGGCCAUGGUAGCAGCAAGCGGCAGCACGUCCUUAAACCAGCCUCCUCCGUUACUACGGCCCUCUCUCCCAGCUACCCCCGCACUGCACCGCCAGCCUCCACCCCUCCAGCAGCAGGCCCGCUUCCUGCAACCUCGCUCAGCUCUGAACCAACCACCUCCGCUCAUCCGGCCUUCCAACCCACUCCCCCCACGCCUCAAUCCCCGCCCUGCUGCACCCACCAACGCCGGUUUGGGUACGCAGCCCCCCACACUAGUAGGCAUCCCGUCUGAAAACCCAUCCUCCUCCAUGCACUGAGCAAGAACAAGACCUAGAAAUGAGAGUGAGAAGAAGAAAAAAAUCCCAUCCAAAUUUCCUUGCAGUCAACAGAGGGCAGUAUUGAUCAUGUAGAAAAGCCUACAGCAUAAAGUUGUGUGAACGUUUUCAUCCACCACAAUGUGCCAGAACAGUGUUUCUUGCCUGGAAGUUUGUCAGCGCUAAAAAAUUUAAAAUAAUCCGGGAUGGAUGGUUAGGGUUCACGCCAUCAGACGUGGUGCUUUAAAACCUUCAGUUAGAUGAUCACCUAGUGAUUUUUACAUACAUACAAAUAUCCACACUAAACAAACCAUUCAUUGAGCACUUUUGGGGAUUGGGGUGGAGUCAUUCUGGGGAAAAAGACACUCCGAUCAGGAUAGAAAUGUUUCCUCAUUGACUCUCAGAAGAACUUUCUACUGAUUUGCAGUGAUCUUUUUUUUCCCCUUUAAGGGAGUGGAUUCAAACAGUGCCAAGAAAAACACUAAUCCAGCAUUAAAGAUCCAGUGGAUUUUUCCUUUUAAUGGUCCCUAUGUACUGCAUGUACAGUAUGGAACGCUAGCCUUUGAUCGACAUGUGUAUUUUAUGUUUAUUUAAAUAUUGUGAAACUGACCCUUGUGGUUGGGGGGGGGUGGGGGACGCUCUUACGACAUCAUCGCUGCAAAACCAAAAGUCUUGCUCUGGACCUGACCCAACUCCUCCGAAACCACGAGACGCUCUACAACCAAACAAUACACUUCUCAAGCUUGAAACACUCUGGUCAGGCAGGAGGAAUUGAAGUCUGACUUCACCCUCUAAGACUUUUGAUUCUGCGGUGAUGGUUCUCGCUCGCAGUCAGAAACUAAUACCGACUGUUUCGUUUUUUUCUUUUGUGUGUUUUUAUCAUUAUUAUUAUUGAAAAGGCAAAAAUCAAGUCCUGCUGUAUUUCCUUUUCCUGCAUCGUUCUUUUUUUUGUUUGUUGUUGUUGACUCCUUUUGUCGUGUGUGUGUAUAUAAACAUUUAUUUAUUUUUAUACUUGGUGCUAAAGACUACCGACAGAUUAAUGCCUAUCGUUCCAGAUCGAUUUUCACCAUGAAAGUGCUCUUAAGGUUUAAGAGAACAUUUGUCUUUUAUUUAAAACAUUUCAGAUUUUAAACAUUUAUCACAAAGUCUCAGAUUUUUACACAACACUACUCCGGUGUACGUUUUAUGAUACGAUCAUCGACUGGGCGGCUGAUUUAUUAUUUUUGGUUCUUUCGCCUAGAGUGGUCUUAAAAACGGUGGAGUCAUGGAGACUAAAAAUUGGUGGCAGUCGAUGGUCUUUCAGUAUGUUUCUACAGUACAAAAAAAUGUCUCAUUCAGAUCCAUGUCAAAAAUGUGGAAACAGAAUUUUAUGGGCUGUGAGACACGUGUUCGUUUUGUUUCUCUGCAACAAUCUCGGUUGAAGGUUAAAUUGGACAGUAAAUGAGUGGAAUAAAAGUUCUCUAGAGUCGAAAUAGGAUAUUUUGGUCUCUAAUAGAACAACUUGUGUAAGAGAAGAUGUGAUCAGACCCCUCACCACCCCACCACACACACACUCACUCACACAUUGAGGUAGAGGUUUGAUGGUUUGGAUUGGUUUUGUAGCAGUGAAGGUUCCAGAAAGCGGAAAGAAUCCUGAACCAACACGGCUCCCAUUCCGUACUCCAACAUUGAGCAGUUCCGUCUGGACUGCGUCUCGUUGGAUCCGACUUCACCGUACGACUAGACGAUGAGUACGUCUGAGUUCUGUAAGUGUUAUUUGGAGAGCAGACGGACGUCUGGAGUGAUGUCUAUCAUGAAACCACCUGCCCAGUCACCGCACCUCAAUCCUACUGAACUGCUCUGGGACGCCGAGACCAUGUAAAGCUGUUCUUCAUGCUGAGGGAGGAUUUUUAAAUGAACAUUAGGAGGAUUAAAAAUAAACAUCUGGACUUUUAUAUAUUUGUUUGGUCAAGGAAAUCAUCUUAUCGCUACAUUACCGAAUUUGUUGCAUAGAAACAAAAGGAACAUAAGAGACAAUUUAGUGUUUUCACCACACUGUGAACGUCACGGCCCAUAGUUACCCGACAACGACCCCAUUUUGACCGCCAAGGUCUUCCAUCAUCCUGCAAACCCAUUGCCAUCCAUUAUUUUUUUUGUAUAUGUUGAUUUUGUUUUAGUUUUUUUUUUAAAUCAUUGCAUAGCAGAUGAUCGAACCAGAGAUGAAGCUGUUGAUGCAGCGUGCACGUUCAUUCCCAUUCCCUGUAGCAUUAAAUGAUGUACCUUUUUUACGUAGAGAUGGUAUCUAUGUUCGUUUGUUUGCCUGAACAAAAACAAAGGUUGCUCCUCCUCCGUGUUUUGCUGUAAUUCCACCUCAUUUUUGUUGAUUCCACCUGUAGAGAUUCCGGGUUGUCGCUCUUCUUGCAUGUCACUACAGUACGUAUGGUUGUGUACGUGUUUGAAUUCUUUUGUGUCGUAUUUUCCCAUGUAUGCUCUGUGGUCUGAUUUUUCACUCUUCAUGUACUGGUCUCUGUGUAAAAGUUUGUCCCUUGUUUUUAAUUUUUUUACACAAUUACCUCUUUAGAAUGUCAAAAUAUUUGAUAGCACUUACUGAUUUAGUAGGAAACAGCCUUCCCAGUGGAUUGAAACUCUCUCCCUGUAACACUUGACCGUAUCCAUGUCCACUUCCUCUGCGUUUCAGGCAUUAAAGCAGGAGUGGCCACAUUA